AUCUACUGUCGAAAUAACGUUUUUGGGUGUGGUUUAAACCAUUAUAAAUUUACGUGCAGUUGCUCCUCUUCCAAGACAUGCCACAUAUCACUCACAGUGAGUUUCUUCUGGAGCAGCUGAAGAGACAACGUGAGAGAAGCUUUCUGUGUGACUGCACAGUAACAAUAGGACAGUCUCAAUAUCAUGCACACCACAAUGUUCUGGCAGCUUUUAGUGAGUAUUUCUCUACGCAGUCUAUUGAUGCCGGAAAGGAGAAUGCCACCAUAACUUUGGACCCAGAGUUGGUGAGCGGGGCUGUGUUUGAAAAACUACUGACUUACAUUUACACUGGGGACUUGAGUAUGGACAGAGAAGAAAUUGAAAGUGUUCAGAAAGCUGCUUCUUAUCUUGGGAUGCCCGAGGUUGUGGCUCGUUGUACACUAAUUCAAGAUGAUAUAAAAAUUGGUGGCUCACCCACAAGACAAGCGGAGUACGAAGAUCCAAGGUCCCCCCUGAGCCCAGACGACUACGAACCUUUAGAGCCGAUCGCAGAGGUGGAAGAACGGGAGCGGUUGAGGGAAAAGAAAGAAGAUGGGUUACAGGAUGAUGAAGCCCAGUCAUCUAGUGAACAGACACCGCAGAGAAGCGGCAGCAAGAGAGGGAGGAAACCCAAAACUAGGCUGGAUGAUGUUGAGAGUGAGACCAUCACUUCUCACAGAGGCAGAGGAAGAGGUCGGGGGAGACCGAGAGGUCGCCCACGGGUGAGGCCAUUGACUUCUGAUUCAACUGAACAAUCUCCAGCGCAGCAAACCAUGAGUCAAAAUAGCAGCUCAGUAGGGAGAGGAACCGGAAGACCAAGAGGUCGUCCACGGGUUAGACCACUGUCCACUGAUAGAGAUGAUUCUGGAAACGCUGAAGAUGAGUCUGUAGCAACCAAGGAUCAAGAAGAGAGCUCUGCUCACAAAAGAGGACGUCCACGAAUUAGACCCCUAGCAUCUGGUGCAGAAGGAGACAGUGGAGAAGAGGAACAAGGAGACGCCCAAGAAACAGAGGUUGUUGAAGAAGAUUCUGUGAAUGCUGGGGAGGAAGAUGACGGUCAGGUAAAGACUGAUGUGGAAAACCCAGACGGAGGUCUUUUAAAACGAGGAAGAGGAAGACCGCGGACUAAGCCAUUAACUACUGAGAACCAAACCACAAACACUGAGAACGCAACUACAGACACAGAAGACGGUUCAGAACCUGCAAAGACAAAAGAGAAUGAAGGGACCGGCCGUAAAAGAGGAAGACCUCGAUCCAAACCUCUUUCUUCUGAGGCACCUGAAUCUUCCAAUCCAACAGAUAAGGUGGAGAACAGUGGAGAAGAAGCCAGUGGAGAAACAAACCAAGACGCUGAGAAACACACUGAAGAAUGCUCAUCUCAAUGUACAGAAGAUUCAAAGUCAAAUCCUGCAAAGAAGGUCCGCACCAGCAACAGGAAAAGAAGCUUGAGUAGAAAGCUAAAAGAAAGCCAAGCUAGUAAUGAGGAAGAAGACGAUGUAGAGGAUGAAGAAUUUGGCAAUGACAAAGAGGACUGGGCCGGAGAAGAGGAAGUGAAGCCCUUGCAGGACAAACACAGGCCUAUAUGUAACGUCUGCGGGAACCUCUUCUCAGAGAUGAGCAGUCUGCGCAGACACAUGCGCAUACACAAGGGCCUCAAACCCUAUCAGUGCCAGCUCUGUACCCGCUCCUUCAGACAGGGCAACCAGCUGAAGACCCAUAUGCGCAUACACACAGGAGAGAAGCCCUUCAGUUGUACAUCUUGCGAGGCAUGUUUUUCUCAGAAAUGUCAGCUGGUCUAUCAUUGCCGAAUGCAUCACGGAGAAGAAAAGCCACAUAAAUGUGAUUUCUGUGGAGCAGCUUUUGCCACAUCGAGCAAUCUGAAAAUUCACAUAAGGGCUUUGAUUCUCUAG
Sinocyclocheilus grahami is the source of this 1928-nucleotide messenger RNA. RefSeq names its product myoneurin-like. The transcript is spliced from 6 exons. Gene Ontology annotation, cellular component: nucleus. Bases 78 to 1928 code for a protein of 616 amino acids. The record is from RefSeq and is a predicted model, not a curated record. Gene Ontology annotation, molecular function: protein binding; DNA binding; DNA-binding transcription factor activity, RNA polymerase II-specific. Lineage: Eukaryota; Metazoa; Chordata; Actinopteri; Cypriniformes; Cyprinidae. Gene Ontology annotation, biological process: regulation of transcription by RNA polymerase II.